CAAAUUACAAUAUUCAAAGCACGAAUUUCUAAAACGAAAUGUGUACAAAGAGAGGGGGAAUUUAGCUACCACACGUUUGGGCUUUAUCUAAUAAACGUCUCCAUCUUUGCCAUAAAGCCACCAUCUCUCUCUCUCUCUCUCUCUCUCUCUCUCUCUCUCUCCUCAAUGGCAGAAGAAACCCAACCAAGAUGGGAAGGCAAGGCCAUUGCUGAGCUGAAAGGGCCAACACCAGACCAAGCGUGGCCGUUCUUGGCCGAUUUUUGCAACAUCCACAAGUUGCUUCCCUCCAUCGACACAUGCCACCGAGUUGAGGGCGUCCAGGGCCAACCCGGCCUCGUUCGGUACGUCGCCUCCACCACGUCCAGUGACAACUCAGAACCGUCGAAGGUCAAGUGGGCCACUGAGCGGCUCCUCAUGAUGGACCCUAGUGACAAGUGCUUCAGCUAUGAGGUCGUGGACAACAAUAUUGGGAUCAAGUCCUAUGUUGCCACAAUUAGAGUCAUGCCCAUGAAUGAUGAGGAUGGUAAGAUGGUUGGGUGCAUGAUUGAGUGGUCCUUUGUGGCUGAACCAGUUGAGUGUUGGGGGCUCCAAGAUAUGAGGUCUUACUUUAAUUUUUGCCUCCAAUCUGUGACCAAGAAGAUAGAAAGUGCAAUUCAAGAAGCUAGUGGGGGAAGUGAGAAAGAUGUGAUAUCUCUUGUUGAUUGAUUAUGCAAGCUUUAAAUAAUUUUCCUAUGAUUUUGUUUGAUCUCUCAAGGUUGUGUAUUGCAUUUUCUUGGAGAUCUCAUCUCAGCAUGAAUUUCCUUUUUCUUUGCUUCAUCUUCUCUUCUGAAUUGUCAUUUGCGUACUGUUGAUUAGAUACUAUACUUUCAAUAAAUUGUGUAGGCUUAUCUCUUG
Molecule: messenger RNA, 894 nt
Organism: Rhodamnia argentea
Lineage: Eukaryota; Viridiplantae; Streptophyta; Magnoliopsida; Myrtales; Myrtaceae
Product: lachrymatory-factor synthase-like
Exons: 1
Coding region: 166-705 (179 amino acids)
Source: RefSeq, a predicted model, not a curated record